UCGCCUUUACGGAACCGUGCUGCAGGCGGAGCUCUCGUGCUCCAUCCGCUACUUCUGGAAUGCCUUGGCAACGAGUAGGCUGUCAAAACUGGUGGAGGCGCAUCACCACACCGCUGAAGGAUCCACGUCGCAGAGAGCUAAUCUGAGGAGCUGACCUUCCAUCGGAAAGCAUAAUAAAACAAAUAUCAACGACUGAAGGCGAAGGAAUUUCGGGACGGUCAGUAUGUGGCAACCAGCCAGCGAUCGAUUGCAGCACUUUCAAACAGUGUUGAAGACCAAGUUGAAUGUCUUGACAUUCCGUAAAGAACCUCUUCCUGCAGUCAUAUUCCAUGAUCCAGAAGCUAUUGAACUCUCCACAACCAAUCAAGUAAAGAAGAACCGGACCCAUAAUGGCUGCAAGGUCACUUAUUUGGGAAAGGUUUCAAUAACAGGAUUACAGUUUCUGUCCGGAUGCACAGAAAAACCUGUGAAUGAAUUAUGGGAGAAGCAUGAAUUAACCCAAAAGGACAGCACACCUGCACAUGGAAUGUUAGAGAUACACCCUUUUCAGGUCCGCCUUCGCCACCUAGAUGUUAAAGGUGAGGCCACUGUUCACAUGGAUACAUUCCACGUAGCCCGUAUUGCCUAUUGCACUGCCGAUCAUGAAAUUAACCCAAACAUCUUUGCUUGGAUUUAUCGUGAAAUCAAUGAUGACCUGACUUACCAGAUGGACUGCCAUGCUGUGGAAUGUGAGACCAAGCUUGAAGCCAAAAGGCUUGCCCAUACCAUGAAGGAGGCCUUUAAAAAGACAUUUAAUAGCAUGAAGAGUGAUGGACGUAUUCACAAAACCAGCCUUUCUGAUGAUCUUUCUCAAGAGUUUGCAUCUGAUGAUGGCUGAGUGAAUACUGAGUUAAUAUUUUAAUGGGAAAUCUUGGUCUUCAGAAUGGGAGCUUAGGAGAGUAUAAGUGGGAAAAUAAUAUAGGAAAGAAAUGAAUGGCAUAUGCUUGGACGAUCAGCUGUAACACAUAAAGUAUGACACAGCACUUAUGGAUACAUAUUAUUAAAGUACCUACAUUCUGAUGGAAUCUGCUGCUAUGCUGCAAAUAUGAAGAAUAAGCUUUUUGUUCUUUUUGAUAAGCUCUUUCAUUACUUGGGCGCAUCUGCUAAUUCUGCCUCACUCUGGUUCUGCUUUAUGAAUUUCAGUAAAACAAUACAACUUAAAAAUCCAAAGGACUGCCUUGGGUCCUUUAACAUGCUGCAUAGGGAUUCUGUGACAGAAGAACAACAAUAAUGUGUUAAGGAAAAUUGGAAGGCAGAGCAGCCAUAUUCCAUUUAUUUAGUACAUUUUGGAAAGCAGUAAUUUGAGAACUAAAACAUCUUGAAACACAUUUAGAUGUCAGAUAAAAACUGCUUGGGCCAUGGAGUCUUCCCUUUUGCCUACCUUUGUGGAUAUGAUCCCGAUACUCCUUAACAGUAUAUUUCUGAAUUUUUUUUCCUCAGUAUGUAUAGUAUUCUCAGCAUGUGUACAACAUCUCAUUAAAUGAUGGCAUUCUUUCAUGAUUUGUUUUAGGGAAGAUGUAUGUAUGCACAAAUUCAAGUUUUAGUGUACUGAAAGGUGGCAGCUUGUAUGACAUUACAUCCCCAUAAAACUGAAACAUAAUGUCAUUAUGCAGAAAAUAUGUAACUUCACAAAACAGGAUUAAAACAAUACCCCUUGAUUUAUUUGUAGCACCCCAGUUCCAAAUACAUAAAUAAACAUUGUACUGGGCUGUUACAUGGCUAAAAGAUAAGUGAAUAGCAUAUUAUCCUGGCCUGUAUGCAUGUGUGGUACCAGCCUUGAUCGAAGGAUUUCUCCAUGCCCCUGGUAGUACUGUUGCUUUGUGGUGAAAAUAAAGAUUACCAGCUAACAAGACCAAUGGUAUGUGUAUUUUAAAAGGCUGUCAUUACAGUGUAGUAUGUUGGCACUGAUUCCAGCAUGUGCACAUGGCUGUUAUUGUGAAACAAAACCUUAUCAUUUACUUUUUAUCUUCCAGGAAACAAUUGGUUCUCAUAUUAGGAUGCAUAAAAUAGAUUUCUUAAUGUUCUUUUUAGUUUUGUAUGCAACCAUAUAUUAGAAAAGAUGCAGAGUGCUGUAUCAUCGUCCUUAAAGACUCAUCACAUUGUGGCCAGUUGGAAGAAGAAUUGCUACCCCCACUUUCAUUAUCUAUUCCAUUUAAAUAAUUUGAAAAACCUUCAAUGUGCGUUUAAGUAUCAUCUCAAAGCUUUGCAGUAAAGCAGUGCAACAGAUUUUAUUCUGCUUCUGUAACUGUGAUUUAUACCAGAUAGUAUUAAUAAUCUGCAUUAUGUGCUAUUGAUCAUUUAUUUCAUCCAGUAUUUUAGAUAUUAUUUUAAGUUUAAAAUGUUAUUCUUUUAGCAUAAAUAAUGUGUUAUAUAAAGAAAGAAGACUGUAAUACUAAAAAUGAAUGUUAUCACAGAAAAUGUUAUGGAGAAAAUAAUAAACUUAUAAAAUUAUUAAAAAAAACAUAA
Messenger RNA from Protopterus annectens (West African lungfish), 2505 nucleotides. RefSeq names its product phosphotyrosine interaction domain containing 1 (gene PID1). Gene Ontology annotation, biological process: negative regulation of insulin receptor signaling pathway; negative regulation of D-glucose import across plasma membrane; regulation of cell population proliferation. Lineage: Eukaryota; Metazoa; Chordata; Ceratodontiformes; Protopteridae. The record is from RefSeq and is a predicted model, not a curated record. The coding region runs from base 224 to 877 and encodes 217 amino acids. The transcript is spliced from 3 exons. Gene Ontology annotation, cellular component: cytoplasm.